AAUUCCACCUCCACCUUCUGCUCCAAUUCCCUUCCCUCUUCCUCCCCUCUUCUCCAUUUCUCAACUUCAUUGAGAUUCUGCUGCUCUGUUCUUUGGUUUUUAACCUUCUUCUUCCUAAAAUUUAACUCAGGGAAACUCUGCGCAGAUUUUGUCUAGGAACUGUGUUCAUCUCAUAGACCUUCAAAAAAAUCUGAUUUUUACUCGAAUUCAGGAGUAAAAAUCCCAUCUUACAGUUUCAUGUAUCGUAUCUUUCUGUUGAGGUUUCUCAUUGAUGUCGCCUACCCUAAGUGAAGCUCUACUCUGCGGGUUUAUGAUCAAUUCCACUCUCCGGAGGACUCAUCUUGUUCAAUCCUUCUCGGUCGUCUUCCUUUACUGGUUCUACGUCUUCUCGUGAACUUUUUUCGCCAUCUCCGACGCCUGAAACCACUCUGUAGUGCAUCUCUUCUUUUCUUGCGAUCAACAAUCAACUUCAAAACCACACAAUUCAGCUCAAAUUCCUCGUCGUAAAUCGCGCAUGGCUUCUCCUGGUGGGACAUCGACUUGCUCGGAAGAAGGCGGCCUGCUGGCUGCGGUGGAGCAGAGGAAGCGGAAGAGGAUGAUAUCGAACCGGGAGUCCGCGAGGCGGUCGAGGAUGCGGAAGCAGAAGCACUUAGACGGUUUGACGGCGCAGUCAAAGCAGCUGAGGACGGAGAAGGAGCAACUGGUGACGAGCUUGAGCCUGACGCAGCAGCAGUGCGCUGCGGUGGAGGCGGAGAACUGCGUGCUGAGAGCGCAGGGGACGGAGCUCAGCCGCAGGCUGCAGGCUCUCGAAGAGAUCCUCUGCCUCGUGGGCAGCCUCAGCGGCGGCUCUCCGGCGAACUUGGGAGGAAACUUCAACUCCUCCAGUUCAUGGGGCAGCUUCAUGUGCAUGAAUCAGCCGAUCAUGGCCGCGGCUGAAAGCCUGUUCUACUGCUGAGAUAGACGCAGAAUGCAAUACAAAGCUCUGCACAGAGCUUCGUGUGAAAGCUCCCUUAGAGUCGUUGGAUCAGGGAGAAGGGAUUACUAAUAAAUUGUGUUGGUUUUGGUUUGGUUU
Molecule: messenger RNA, 1072 nt
Organism: Zingiber officinale
Lineage: Eukaryota; Viridiplantae; Streptophyta; Magnoliopsida; Zingiberales; Zingiberaceae
Product: bZIP transcription factor 11-like
Exons: 1
Coding region: 515-955 (146 amino acids)
Biological process (GO): positive regulation of DNA-templated transcription
Cellular component (GO): nucleus
Molecular function (GO): DNA-binding transcription factor activity; transcription cis-regulatory region binding
Source: RefSeq, a predicted model, not a curated record